Molecule: messenger RNA, 1548 nt
Organism: Alligator mississippiensis (American alligator)
Lineage: Eukaryota; Metazoa; Chordata; Crocodylia; Alligatoridae
Product: olfactory receptor 2K2-like
Exons: 4
Coding region: 1-1548 (515 amino acids)
Biological process (GO): G protein-coupled receptor signaling pathway
Cellular component (GO): membrane
Molecular function (GO): olfactory receptor activity; G protein-coupled receptor activity
Source: RefSeq, a predicted model, not a curated record
AUGAAGGUGGGAAAUCAUGACGAAUCUCACUGGGAGAAUAGGACCUCAGUGUCGGAGUUCAUCCUGCUGGGGUUCUCCAGCCGGCCCGAGACACAGCUGCUGCUCUUUGUACUCUUCCUUAUUAUCUACCUGGUGACUCUUUUUGGGAACAGCCUCCUCAUUGCCCUUGUCAAGACUGACUCCCAUCUUCACACACCCAUGUACUUCUUCCUGGCCAACCUUUCCUUUGUAGACAUCAGCUACACGACGACCACUGUACCCCAGAUGCUGUUUCACCUCCUUUCCACAAAGAAAAGCAUUUCCUUUACCUCCUGCGUUGUGCAGAUGUACAUCUUCCUUUCUCUGGCGAUAACUGAGUGCAUUCUCUAUGCUGUAAUGGCCUAUGACCGGUACGUGGCCAUUUGUCACCCUUUACGCUACACCAUCAUCAUGAACAGGUCAGUCUGCAUCAAGAUGGCCAUUAGCUUCUGGGUAUCUGGCUUCUUCUUUGCCACACUGAAUACAGGCUUCACCAUGAGGUUGCCCUACUGCAACUUAAAUGAAAUCAAUCACUUCUUCUGCGAGGUGCCAGCCAUCUUGAAGCUGGCCUGUGCAGACACACACCUCACUGAGCUGGUUCGACAGCAGAACCACACCUCGGUGUCGGAGUUCAUCCUGCUGGGGUUCUCCAGCCACCCCAAGAUGCAGCUGCUGCUGUUUGUGCUCUUCCUAACUAUCUACCUGGCGACCCUCUUUGGGAACAGCCUCCUCAUUGCCCUUGUCAUUAAUGACUCCCGUCUUCACACACCCAUGUACUUUUUUCUGGCCAACCUUUCCUUUGUAGACAUUGGCUACACCACCACCACUGUACCGCAGAUGCUGGUCCACCUCUUCUCCACAAAGAAAAGUAUUUCCUAUACUGCCUGUGUUGCGCAGAUGUACAUCUUCCUUUGUCUGGGGAUAAUUGAAUGUAUACACUAUGCUGUAAUGGCCUAUGACCGGUAUGUGGCCAUUUGUCACCCUCUGCGAUACACGGUCAUCAUGAACAGGUCAGUUUGUGUCAAGAUGGCCAUCAGCUCCUGGGUGUCUGGCUUCCUCUCUGCAAUGAUUCACACAGGCUUCACCAUGAGGUUGCCCUACUGCAGCUUAAAUGAAAUCAAUCACUUCUUUUGCGAGGUGCCAGCCAUCCUGAAGCUGGCCUGUGCAGACACACACCUCACUGAGCUGGUGAUUUUUGUGAUGGCAGUUAUACUGCUCCUCACCCCACUGUCUUUGAUCCUAAUCUCCUAUGUAUUCAUCCUGGAAGCCAUCCUGAGGAUCAGCUCAGCUGAGGGGAAGAUUAAAGCCUUCUCCACCUGCACCUCACACAUCACCGUCGUGACUCUCUUCUACGGUGCUGCCAUGUUCAUGUACAUGCGCCCAGCCUCCAGCUACUCACCCGAGCGGGAUAAAAUGUUUUCCCUCUUUUACAAUGUGGUGUCUGCCCUCCUGAAUCCUCUUAUCUACAGCCUGAGGAACAAGGAGGUCAAAGCAGCAGUACUCAAAAUGAUGGGCAAGACGGACCACUGA